Zygotorulaspora mrakii is the source of this 474-nucleotide messenger RNA. RefSeq lists its product as uncharacterized. NCBI's taxonomy places the organism in Eukaryota, Fungi, Ascomycota, Saccharomycetes, Saccharomycetales, Saccharomycetaceae. Bases 1 to 474 code for a protein of 157 amino acids. The transcript has a single exon. The record is from RefSeq and is a predicted model, not a curated record.
AUGCGAAUGCCAUGGCCAAUCGUCACCGACACGAGCAUCAGCGCACCAUACGAGAGAACUUUCCAGUUCAUCCACCCGUCUGCAGCGGAAACCCGAGGUUGGGCUGCCGCCUGCUCACGCGGGGAGCGCGUUCCCCAGGCAGAGAGGAUCUGUGUUCCCGCUGAGAAAGCGUUGCCUGGCGUCUGCCUGUGCGAAAAUUCUGGGCUCGCUGGCCCGCUGCACCCUCCGAACGCACCGCAACUCGUCGAGCGUCAGUUGUUCAACGGUACCGACGCAACUUUUGUUUUCCAAUUCCUAAAAGUUUCACCGACACACUCGGCGGCUUGCUUAAGCACGCGGUGUCUGGGCGCUACUGGGCAUCCCAUACACCAUAUAUACGCAAUGUGGUGUCUGGAUGGUAUGCUUAGGCAGUCACAAGAACGUUCCCUCUGCCUUUCAAAAUGCCGCCAAUUCAAAAUGGCCAAAAAAGGGUAA